Ricinus communis (castor bean) is the source of this 884-nucleotide messenger RNA. RefSeq lists its product as uncharacterized. NCBI's taxonomy places the organism in Eukaryota, Viridiplantae, Streptophyta, Magnoliopsida, Malpighiales, Euphorbiaceae. The record is from RefSeq and is a predicted model, not a curated record. The transcript is spliced from 4 exons. Bases 332 to 514 code for a protein of 60 amino acids.
UCUAUAUCCUUGAAUAGUUUCUGGGCGGGGCACUGAGAGUUGCGCGGCCUGGCCCAUAUUUGUUCUUCCAUUUUUCACUAAUUUCCCGUGUUUUUGCCCUUUCGCUCUCCCAAUAGUAGCCUCAACCUCGUGUGAUUUAAAGAAUUUUGUUUUUUUUCUUUUACGGAAAAGGUGCCGCACCGAUUUUAUUCAGUAGCUUAAAUUCUACUGUUUGAGAAUUCUCUUCUUCUCACUCAGAGUCUCAUUAUUGGAAGAAAGACAUGAGAAUGUUGAUGUUGGUUGCAGCAGGAGGGAGAGACGGUUCAAUACCCGAUUUGAGGACCAGCCAGGCAUGGGAACCCGAGGAGUUGUAGGGGAUAAAUGGUCAAUGAGGAUUCUUUGGGCCUGUGCUAUUGGAAGUGCAAUCAGCCUAUAUAUGGUUGCUGUAGAAAGACAGCAAAAGAACAGAGACCGAAUGCUGGCCGAAAGUUUACAGGAUAUGGAGGCUGAGUCGGGCAGUGGGGAGAGUAUUUAAAUGUGGGUGUCUGAUUGUCAAAAAUUUCUUCUGUAAUAUCUUCUAAAGAGUUCUCCUAAUGUUCUAGAAUGAGUGUCUAUGCAAAGGACUAUUCCUUUAAUUUUGGGGAUUUGGAGUUUGAGGAUUUCUCUCUGAUAAUAAUUCAGUUUUUCAGAGGUUGAAGAGUACAAUUUUCAGCAGGGACAUGAAAGGGAAUAGUUAAUUGAUUAUGCAGCUGUCUGUAGAGAAUGGUCUUUUAGUUUGAUGCAGUUGAUAUUAUACUCCUGAUGUUUGUGCUAACUAAUGUAACAUUAAACAGAUUUUCAUUUGAAAGAAUGAAAUGGCUUGUUAUUACAAACGAAAUAAAUAAGAAAUUCAUUGAAUUCUACUC